Molecule: messenger RNA, 1822 nt
Organism: Tigriopus californicus
Lineage: Eukaryota; Metazoa; Arthropoda; Copepoda; Harpacticoida; Harpacticidae
Product: kinesin-like protein KIF17
Exons: 7
Coding region: 148-1575 (475 amino acids)
Biological process (GO): microtubule-based movement
Molecular function (GO): ATP binding; microtubule binding; microtubule motor activity
Source: RefSeq, a predicted model, not a curated record
UGGCGACCAAACGUACUCUGAAGAGACCGUAUGCGACUCAAGAGGUCUCGAGGAAUAAUAGUCCUUGAACGUUUCAAUUCGUUAGAUUGCAAAAUUGUGACUUGUAACCAGUUCUUGUGAGAUUGUUCUAGCAGAAAUUUGGUCAACAUGGGAAGUGGGUCCUCGAGGUCGAACAGUGCAGACAAGCCUCAGAAUCGUGAGGGUAUUGUGAGUGACGUGGACGAGGACGAGUUUUUCAGUCGUCAUCCUUCAAAAUCAGGAGCCACAACCCCAUCCAAGUCACCUUCGUACUACGAGAAUCGUCAUGGUCGACGAGGCGUGUCCCCGCCCCCUUUAUCCAUUCGAUCCGUGGGAGCCUCGAUAUCAGGUUUGACCACGAGAGAGAACUCUCGACCCAACUCAGCUGAGCUCAAGCUCAAGAAUAUGCGUCAGAAAUGGGCCACGGAGACCUCAAAAAGGAUCCAUGUUGUGGUUCGCGUGCGACCCCUCAACUUCCGAGAGAUCAAGGAAAAUGCCAAGGACAUUGUGUACAUGGACGAGAUCAAUAAUGAAUGCACCAUCUUAAUGCCAAAGCCGUCGAAAAUGAUCCAACAAAAUGGAGGGAGUAGCCACAAGUCCAUUACGUUCUCUUAUGACAGAUGCUACAAUGCCAAUGCGACCACAUCACAACUAUAUAAUGAGAUCCCGUACUCUUUAGUCCAAGGCGUCCUGGAAGGGUACAAUGCCACGAUUUUGGCUUACGGUCAAACUGGCUCGGGAAAAUCAUUCACAAUGCAAGAGGACCCAGAGCACAUCGGCAUUAUUCCCAGAGCUAUUGUGCACAUCUUCGAUGGCAAAGAGGCUGAUGAAGAUAAGGACACGGUCUACUUUGUCCACGUCUCUUAUGUGGAGAUCUAUAACGAGGAGAUCCGGGAUCUUUUGGGCGACAAUCCAACACGAAAGCUAGACAUCAAAGGCAACAACGGAGCGAUUCAAGAUUUGACCAUGCACCACGUGCAAACCGUUGGUCAUUGUGCGGAGCUACUUCGCAAAGGUAUUGCCAAUCGGGUGACCUCGGCCACAACAAUGAAUGCUCACUCCUCACGAUCUCAUGCCAUUUUCACGGUGUGGCUCAAAAUUCAAACCCGAGAUCCAUCCGGUUCCACUCAACAGACCAAGGCCAAACUUAACCUCGUGGAUCUGGCUGGAAGUGAACGGCACGGGAAAACAGGGAUCAGUACAAACAGUGGCCAUGCUUUCAAAGAGAGCAAGAGCAUUAAUCUGUCUCUCUCCACUUUGGGCAAGGUGAUCCAAGCUCUUUCGGUGGAAAACCCGGGCCAUGUUCCAUAUCGAGAGUCCAAGCUCACCCGCUUAUUUCAGGACUCAUUGGGUGGCAAUGCUCGGACCAUGAUGAUCGCCUGCCUGUCCCCUUCAGACAGCAAUUAUGAGGAGACUGUUAGUACCUUGAAAUAUGCUCAUAACACCAAGUUCAUCAACAAUAAGCCGGUUGUCAAUAUUGACAAAGACCCCAAGGACGCUCUUAUUCGAGACCUUCAAUAUGAAAUUCGAGCACUCAGGAAUAGAUUAGACCAUUGAUGAGUUCGACCACUUUGAGAGUGGCAUACCUGUGAACGCAAUAAAGUAUUCAAAUAUAAAGUCAACAAAUAUAUGUUUACAGAAAAAAAACGCUCAAUCGAUAUUCUCUUCUGCUAAUGCAGGAUGCCUCUAGACGGUAGCUCAUCGUAAAGUCUCGUUCUCUGGCACAUAUAUACUGAGGGUAAAUUGAGUCAAUCUUGAUGUCAGAAGGGAAAAGUUAGCCCGCAUCUCUGAAGGAACUCCGAGA